Messenger RNA from Hydractinia symbiolongicarpus, 1532 nucleotides. RefSeq names its product craniofacial development protein 2-like. The transcript has 2 exons. Lineage: Eukaryota; Metazoa; Cnidaria; Hydrozoa; Anthoathecata; Hydractiniidae. The record is from RefSeq and is a predicted model, not a curated record. Gene Ontology annotation, biological process: chromatin remodeling. Gene Ontology annotation, cellular component: nucleus. The coding region runs from base 246 to 782 and encodes 178 amino acids.
UCCAGCUGUAAAACAAUGCUAAAACGUUUUAUUAAUGGCCGUAAGAAUAGUUGAUCAGACAAACUGCGUAAACGGGGCUGGAACUCUAAGGAGUGAAGGUGUCGCGCACGGUAGGACAGAUGUCAGGUGUGAGCAUCGUCAGACCGUUACCCAGCUAUCACAUCACAAGGUAGAUAACACUAGGUUGAGGAUGGCUAGUGUAAAUGUUGGUACUCUGAGAAGGUAGAGCAGGUGAAGUAGUUGAAAUGUUAGAACGUAGAUCUGUUGAUAUGUGUUGUGUUCAGGAAGUCAGGUGGAGAGGAGCUUCAGUGAGAUUUGUGGAAGGUAGGAGGGCAAGGUAUAAGCUUUUUUGGAUUGGUAAUAGUGAUGGAUAUGGAGGAGUUGGCAUAUUUGUUGCAGAGAAGUGGGUAGAAAAAGUAAUAGAUGUUAUGCGUGUUAUUAGUCGUAUUAUAGUGAUAAAGUUUUUGAUAGGUAAUAGGAUUGUCACUUUUCUGUCAGUUUAUGCUCCACAGUGUGGACUCAGUGAGGAAGAUAAAGAUAAGUUUUAUGAUGAGUUAAUAGCAGUCACAUCAAAGUUUGGAGACACUGAACUUGUCAUGGUGGGCGGCGACUUUAAUGGUCAUGUUGGGAAGUCAUCUGAAGGUUAUAGAGGUGUGCAUGGAGGGCAUGGAUUUGGGAGCAGAAAUAAGGAAGGGGAGAGAUUGCUUGAGUUUGGAAUGGCAACGGACAUGGUGGUUUGCAACACAUCAUUCAGUAAGAGACAGAGUAGGCUGAUAACAUGAGUCAGGUGGUUGUAAGACACAGAUAGAUUACUUCCUGGUUAGAAAGUCAGACAAGAAAGUAGUGAAGGACGUGAAAGUUAUAUCGGGGGAAGAGUGUGUUUCCCAGCAUAGGUUGCUGGUUUGUGAUAUUAUCUUGAAGAGUGUUAAAGAAGCCAAGGAAAAGUACAGGCCCCGUCGAAAAGUCUGGAAGCUGAAGGAAGAGAUUGUAGCAAGACAAUUUAGUGCAAAAGUUCAGAAGUUAGCCUACAAUAGUCAAUGUGAUAGUGACAAUGUUGAAAGUACUUGGACUACUUUGAAGAAUUGUCUUCUAGAAGCUUCUGAUGAUACCUGUUGACCAGUGUAUAAAGGAAAAGAGGAAACUUUGGAAAGAGUGGAAGUCAGGUGGUAGUAAAAAUAUUUACUUAGAAGAUAAGCGCCGCGCUCGUACAGCAGUGUAUAAGGCAAAAUCAGAAGCAGAGAGAAACAGAUUUGCAGAUGUGUUAAGAAGGGAAGACCAGCGCAAUGAGGUAUUCAAGAUAGCAAAGCAAAUGAAGAAGACUAAUCAAGAUGUUGUAGGUGAGAAGUGUAUACGUAAUGAUGAAGGUGUUUUGGCUAGCACAGAGGAGAAGAAAAGGGUAGCUUGGAAGAAUCAUUAUCAGAGGUUGCUUAACACUGAGUUUGAUUGGGACGAGGAUAAUUUGUCUGUUGGUGAUGUUGUAGAAGGGCCAGCUAUGCAGAUCAAGACAGAAUGGGUAGUGGAGGCUAUUAGGA